UCCCAUCCUAUCUACACCUUUCCAGAUCACAGAAUUUUCCACUUCCAUGCCGCAUAACAUUCUUAUCAUUAUCCCAUACACCAAUUUUCUUCUCUACACAAAAAAUGGUUGGCCCUCAUGUGAUUCUAGUAACUUUUCCGGCACAAGGUCACAUCAAUCCAUCGCUGACAUUUGCCAAGACCCUUCUCAGAAAUGGCAUUGAAGUCACCUUCGCAACAAGUUUAUACGCCCAGCGGCGGAUGGCCAAAGCUGCCGCUGACAUCCCCAAUGGCAUUACUUUUGCUGCUUUUUCCGAUGGAUAUGACGAUGGGUUCAAACCCAGCGACGAUCCAGAGCAUUACAUGACGGAGAUUAGAAACCGCGGUUCUGAAACCCUGAGGGACACUAUUCUCGCCAGUGCAGAGCAAGGACGCCCAGUUACGUCCUUAGUUUACACACUCCUACUCCCCUGGGCUGCAGAGGUGGCGCAUGAAGUCCACAUCCCGAGUGCUCUUCUGUGGAUUCAACCAGCUACUGUUUUGGAUAUAUACUACUAUUAUUUCAAUGGCUACGGUGAAGAAAUCAAUAAUUCUUCGGACGAUCCGUCGUGGGCAAUCCAACUUCCUAGACUUCCAUUGCUAGCUAAACGUGAUCUUCCAUCAUUUAUGGUUCCUUCAAGUGGAGGCGGUCGGUAUAAAUUUGCUCUUCCGACGUUUAAAGAGCAGCUAGAGAUAUUGGAUGCAGAAACAAAGCCAAAAGUGCUCGUGAAUACUUUUGAUGCACUAGAGCCCGAUGCACUUAAGGCGAUUGAAGAUUACGAGUUAAUCGGGAUUGGACCUUUAAUUCCCUCUGCUUUCUUAAAUGGAAAAGAUCCAUUGGAUAAGGCCGUUGGUGGAGAUCUUUUUCAUAAAUCCGACGAUUAUCUUCAAUGGUUGAACUCGAAGUCAGAAUCUUCUGUGGUUUAUGUGUCAUUUGGAAGUCUUUUGAAGCUCCCAAAAGUUCAAAUGGAGGAGAUUGCUAAGGGAUUGCUCGAGUGUGGACGACCAUUUUUGUGGGUUAUACGUGUAAACGAGAACCAAGAAGAAGAAAAUGACGAUGAUAAACUAAGUUGUUUGGAUGAAUUGGAAAAAAUAGGGAAAAUAGUACCAUGGUGUUCACAACUUGAGGUCCUAACACACCCUUCAUUGGGUUGUUUUGUGACUCAUUGUGGUUGGAAUUCGACGUUGGAAAGUUUAGCAUGCGGUGUUCCUGUGGUGGCAUUUCCUCAAUGGACUGAUCAAGCGUCCAAUGCAAAGCUUAUACAAGAUGUUUGGAGGACAGGCCUAAGGGUGAACCCAAGAGAAGAUGGCACCGUUGAGAGCGACGAGAUCAAGAGGUGCAUUGAAACAGUAAUGGACGACGGAGAAAAAAGUCGAGAAUUGAGAGAGAAUGCUCAGAAAUGGAAGAAUUCUGCUAGAGAAGCUAUGCAAGAGGAUGGUUCUUCUACUAAGAACUUGAAGGCUUUUAUUGAGGAACUUUGAGAUUGUUAAGUCAAGAAUUUACUGCCUAAAGUUUUAUUUUUUUGUCAUUUGUCAAUCAAUUUUGUAAUCUUUUUAUUAUGUACUUGUUUCUCAUGGCCUAAUGAUGUACCCAAAAAGUGCUGUAAUAUCUCUCCCUUUUUAUGACCAAGUACACAUUAUUUAUUUUAUUUUA
Olea europaea var. sylvestris is the source of this 1671-nucleotide messenger RNA. Its product is annotated as crocetin glucosyltransferase, chloroplastic-like. The record is from RefSeq and is a predicted model, not a curated record. Bases 105 to 1499 code for a protein of 464 amino acids. Lineage: Eukaryota; Viridiplantae; Streptophyta; Magnoliopsida; Lamiales; Oleaceae. The transcript has a single exon. Gene Ontology annotation, molecular function: UDP-glycosyltransferase activity.